Glossina fuscipes is the source of this 1605-nucleotide messenger RNA. It is a transcript of the gene Cyp4c3, whose product is annotated as cytochrome P450 4c3. Gene Ontology annotation, molecular function: heme binding; oxidoreductase activity, acting on paired donors, with incorporation or reduction of molecular oxygen; monooxygenase activity. NCBI's taxonomy places the organism in Eukaryota, Metazoa, Arthropoda, Insecta, Diptera, Glossinidae. The transcript has 7 exons. The coding region runs from base 1 to 1605 and encodes 534 amino acids. The record is from RefSeq and is a predicted model, not a curated record.
AUGUCUGGGAAGAUCAUAACUAAUUUAAUAGCAGAAAGUGUUUUGUUAACGAAGACCGUAAAAUUCAUUUCCGGCUAUUCGCCCAUAACUGUUUUCUUAACGGCCGCUUUAAUUGUAUUUUUGGUGAUUUACAAUAAACGUCGCGCUCGCCUCGUAAGAUUAAUUGAGAAAAUUCCUGGACCAUCAUCGUUACCGUUUCUGGGCAAUGCCAUCGAGUUGAAUGUAGACCAUGACGAACUAUUUGCGCGAAUUACGGGCUCGCAACGUUUAUGGGGAAAUCGCUAUGGUAUUAAUAAGAUAUGGAAGGGUACAUCUCCCUAUGUAUUGUUAUUCGAUCCCGAAACUGUUGAGCCCGUAUUAAAUAGUCAGAAAUUCAUUGAUAAAAGUCGCGAUUACGACUAUUUGCAGCCUUGGCUCGGUACGGGUCUGUUAACCAGUUUUGGCCGAAAAUGGCAUUCUAGGAGAAAGAUAUUAACGCCUGCUUUUCACUUCAAAAUUCUCGACGAUUUCAUUGAUGUGUUCAACGAACAAAGUGUUAUAUUAACACGAAAACUGGAACAUGAAGUCGGAUCAGAAGCUUUCAAUCUAUUCCCUUACGUCACUUUAUGUACUUUGGACAUUGUCUGCGAAACCGCUAUGGGACGCAGUAUUUGUGCUCAGAGCAAUAGCGAAUCUGAGUAUGUUAAAGCGGUUUAUGGCAUUGGUGAAAUUGUACAAAAUCGCCAGGCAAAAGUGUGGCUACACUUUGAUACCAUAUUCCGUCUGACUAGAGAUUUUAAACGUCAUCGCAAUUACAUCAACACAUUGCACGGCUUCUCCAAUAAAGUGAUACGCGAGCGCAAAGCGGAAUUAUCUGAUAAUGCUUUCAAUAAUAAUACGAUUAGCAAUAUAACAGACGGUUACGAUGAUUUGGGUAAAAAGAAACGUUUGGCAUUCUUGGAUUUGUUAAUACAAUACUCGAAAAAUGGUGCUAAACUGUCAAACGAUGACAUACGUGAAGAGGUGGAUACAUUCAUGUUUGAAGGUCAUGACACCACUUCGGCCGCCAUAUCGUGGACGUUAUUCUUGCUAGGCUGUCACCCCGAAUAUCAAGAACGUGUAGUAGAAGAAUUGGAGUCAAUAUUUGGCGAUGAUCGCGAGAGUCCAGCUACCAUGAAAAAUCUUCUUGAUAUGCGUUACUUGGAAUGUUGCAUUAAGGAUGCUCUGCGCUUGUUCCCUUCCGUACCAAUGAUGGGACGCAGUAUUGGCGAAGACGUGCAAAUCGGAGAAUAUUUAGUGCCCGCUGGCACUACUGCUAUUAUCAUGACAUAUAUGUUGCAUCGUAAUCCCCGCGUAUUCCCCAAACCAGAGCAGUUCAAUCCCGAUAAUUUCUUACCAGAGAAUUGCGUCGGUCGUCACCCGUUCGCUUAUAUACCCUUUAGUGCAGGUCCACGCAAUUGUAUCGGCCAGAAAUUCGCCAUACUCGAAGAGAAGGCUGUCAUCUCGACAGUUUUGCGCAAAUUUAAGAUCGAGGCUGUCGAUAGACGUGAAGAUUUAACACUUCUAAGUGAAUUAAUAUUGCGCCCCAAGGGUGGUUUACGUAUUAAAAUCACGAAACGUGAUUAG